AUGUUUACCUGCUCUGGUUGCGGCCUUCAACACUCUGACGGUCCUGUUUGCAGUUUAUGUAAGAAUCGGUACGACUUCGGUUGUGCUGGAGUUACUGAGACCGGGUUUCGGAAGCUUGGUGACAGGAAGAACAACUGGCGCUGUCCGAAGUGCAAGGCGGGCCCACCACUUUCGCCGACUCCUAACUCACCAGCGAUUAGUCAGAUGGAUAGUGUGCUAGAACAGCUGAGCCAUAUUAAUCUACGGUUGGCUCCAUUGGCGUCGCUGAUGGAAGACAUCAAAUCCAUCAAGUCGGAUGUCAUUAGUCUAAAGUCGUCGUUAGAAAUGGCACAUGAGUUAAUAGAUAAAUUUUCGAGUACUGUUAAAUCCCUGGAAUCGAGGAUAGCUAAAGCGGAGGAGAUGGCGAAUGACGUAUCAGGGCUGCGUGCGGAAAUAACCAAGUUAAACCAGGAACUUGACAUCAGGGACCAGUGGGCUAGAUCCAACAAUAUUGAAAUCAGGGGAAUACCACAAAAAAAUAAUGAAGACCUCUAUGAUUUAACUCAGAAAAUUGGCAACAUGUGUAAUUUUCCUGUAAAAAAAAGAAGAUAUAAAUUAUAUAGCCAGAGUGCCCACUCGUGUACCGAAUGUUGA
This is a messenger RNA of Parnassius apollo (apollo), 633 nucleotides long. The record is from the annotation of a GenBank genome assembly. Lineage: Eukaryota; Metazoa; Arthropoda; Insecta; Lepidoptera; Papilionidae.